Messenger RNA from Mizuhopecten yessoensis (Yesso scallop), 8358 nucleotides. RefSeq names its product lymphoid-restricted membrane protein-like. Bases 124 to 6081 code for a protein of 1985 amino acids. Lineage: Eukaryota; Metazoa; Mollusca; Bivalvia; Pectinida; Pectinidae. The record is from RefSeq and is a predicted model, not a curated record. The transcript has 40 exons.
UUAUUACAGGAAUCAAGGACAGAUCUAGAAGAUUGCAUCCUUGUGCACCUCAUGCUGAAACAAUAACUUGGAUCUGUCCCAAUCUAAUACCUGGUCUGUGUUAAGUUUUGAUGUGUUAUUUAUAUGGCUUGCAAUGUACAGAAGGUGAGAGUAGUGGAUUAUCCCUAUCCCCCAGGGACAACAAAUGAUGGUUAUUCCUUUUCCCCACAGAUGUCGGAUUACCCCUAUCCUCUGCUGGAGAAAGAUCAUCUAUGUACACCGGAGAUUUUAGAAAAGCAUUACCCUGUCAAGUUGGAAAUGAAAAAAUCCUCUUCUUCUGGGGUUUUGGACAAAAACCACCCUUUCUCUGCAAGGCUUUCUGAGAAGAAGAAUCCCUGCUCUGAAGUAUCUUUGAAGAAUGAGGACUUGUGUACCCCGGGGCCUUCAGAUAAUGGGGACUGUGGUUACAACAGCCGUCCAAUGACAGAGGAGGACCUUAUAGACAGUCUGUUCUACACAUGUGAUGUUGACCAUGUGGGGAAAGUUCAUAUACACAGGCUUAUUGAAUAUCUUAAGUUAACCAACAGUAAUAUAAGUGAGAAUGACAAAGAUCUGAAAAAUUUGGCGACCAUGUUCGAUCCACAGGGAAUUGACACAUUCAUUGACCUGCAUAAGUAUCGCAGUACAAUGAAACAUUGGAUUGAAAGUAUCAGGAAACAAAGUUUCGAGGGAUCUCAAGAAGAUGAUGUCUUCAGUACUGAUGUUUGUUCAACAGUCACUUCAGGUUUUACUGUAAAUGCAGUAUCACCUGACUCCACCACCAUGACUACGCCAAACUACCCAGCGGAAAUCUUCUCCAGAGUUUGUCAACAGGAGCAGAUGGAGUUACAAUGUCGAGCGGAAGGUCUCCAGCAUCAGAACAGACGACUACUGGAGGAAAAUACCAAGCUACAGCAACAACUGGAUUCCCAGGAAGACCACCUGACUGCUGCAUCCACCGAAAAGUACCGAUUGGCCAGAAAAAUCAAGAGCCUACAGGAGAUUGUGGACUUAAAGGAAAUUCUGCAGACAGAGAACGAGGAGUUAAGAUGUGCCAACUCUCGCCUGCAGGAACGUAGGAAGGAUCUUGAAAAUAAACUCAAUCAGCUGGAGAGGGAGAAAUCAUUACAUGACAUGCAUAUCAUAGAUCUGGAACACAAGCUCCAGACAAUCAGUGGACAGGUGGAAUGUUUGUCUAUUCAGAAACAGGAUCUUCAUAUCUCCAAUGUAGAAAACAAGCACAGAAUGUCACAACUCCUGGAGGUCAAGAACAUGCAGGAAGUCCAACUCAACGAGAGAUUUAAUGAAGUUAAAAACCUACAGAAUGAAAUCAAGGUUAUGUCUAAAACCAUGGAGGAACUACAGCAGGAAAAGGAAUCUGUGAAGCUCCAGAACUCGCAGGUACAACGUGAGCUAUCAAGUAUACAAGCCAAAAUGGAGACGUUCACCUUCCACGAGAACUCAGAGAUAUCACAGGAGGGUGAAAACCCUAAGCUGUACUCCUGUAGCACGCCCCUAAAGGCCAGCCAGUCUAUCUGUAUGGAGCUCAAAGAGAUGGCCAUGAAGGACAGUGGAAAGCUACUGCCAACCCCGCUGUGUGCCAAGGAAUACUUUGAAGAAGUGUUUGCUGAUAUCACACCCGUCCUAGACCACAACUUUGAGGAGGAGGAAGAGGAGGAGAGUCUGAGUGAGGACUUGUCUGCAUCCUCUAAGGAUGAUCUCACCAUGGAGAUCUCAAAGUUUGCUGACAAGUAUGAAGAGAAACAGACCAAGCUUUUACAAGAGAUUGACAGCUAUAUCCAAGUUGAAGGUCAGCACAAAGACACACACAUGGCAGAGAAAUUUCAGCGCAAUCUCAAGUCUGAACUGGACAAGAUGUUACAGAAGGUGUCCACUCUUGCCAAGGCCAAGGAACUCGCCGACAACAGACUUAUUAGCUUGAAAAUGAAGUUGAUGAAAGUUUCUGAUGAGAACCACCAGCUGAAGAUGGCCCAUCAGAAGUCUUACGAGUUGAUAACGGAGAAGGGACUGGGCAUGGAACUGAGUGUGGACAACCGACUGCAGGUGUUUAAAGUCACUCUGGACCGGGAGCGCUCCUAUAUCAAGAUGCUGGAGAAGGAGCUUGCUGAGAAGAACCAGGAUGUCAAUGUGGCUGACCAUAGGGACAAAUGCAACACAUCAGGUCCUUCCAUUGAAGAUCUACAGGAAAUUGCCCACUUGAAAAGGGAAAAUUUGGACCUGGAAGAAAAAUGCCAAAAUACAGAGAUCAAGGUUCAGGAACUGGAAGACACACUUGGUCAAAGUCAGGAGGACCUUGACACUAGGAAUACACAGUGUGAUCAACUGGAGGAAAAUUUGUCUUCUUGCAAACUGGAACAUCAACUGGACUUGAAGGAGAUCUGGCGUCUGGUACACAAGGAUGUGGAGAAGGAGUGCACGGAUGGGCAGAAAGAGGUGCCGUUAUCGGAUACUCCAUACCACAUUCGUAACCAGAUUACGCAGGAGAUACAGAGUCUGAAGACGCAGCUUCACAAGCGAGAGGCAGUGCUUGAUAUUUUAACUAGCAGUAAGUGUAAGCCUGACCAUCAUCAGACCCUGGAGCACAGUACAUGUAGCUGUUUCGGUAACGUUUCUGGUAGCAAUGCCAGCUCCCCUCUUGUUGAGGCCCUCACCAUUGACUUUUUCAAUGGGAACCAGCCCCUGCAUCGUGGCAGGAAAGGUCCUUGCAUAGCCAGCUCAGAGAUGGACCUGUCGUCAGGGUGCAGUAAAUGUCAAGACCAUAUGUACAAUGGCUGGGGCUACUCCAGCACACCUCUCGGGAAUCGCUGUCCACCUCAGCGCCAAACAUCAACAGAGAGCAACAACAACAACUCUCAGACAAACCUGUGCAAGUCUGUUAGUUCCUCAAGUACGUCGGGGGCUGCUGACCUUGACCUCAGCACCAGCACCUUCAAAAGCUGUGACGGAAAGACACGACGGAAGGAGUUCCAGACCAUUCGGUGGGAGAGUGAUGAUAUUGUGUACCAGAGUUCGUCGAGUAGUUUUGACAAAGAGCAUGGCCACACAGAAGGACAUUUGGAUGGAAACAGGACAGUGGACCAUAACGACAAUACCACAUGUGAAAUGCUGACUCCAGCAGCCAAUGGGCUGAGGAGAUGGAGCUUCAAUGCAGCAAUAGCCAAUCAAAACUAUGCAUCUGAUGACAUGGUGCACUACCCACGCUGUCGGAGUCAAAGCUUUCAGGCAGCCAUUGAGAGUGGACAGCAGACUCCAUAUGAUUACAAAGAUAACGUGGGUGAUAGCUUUAGAUCUCCUUGUUACGGAAACAAGUACACAAAACGUAAUAUUUGUAUUUGUGGGGAUAAUACGGGUUCAUGUGCAAAAUGUAAUGCCAGGAAGGGAUUACCAGCUUCAGACACGCUAAAGCAGGGUGGAGUACAGGAUGCAAGUAAACAUAAUGGAGUAUUCAACUUGAGUAAACCCGGUGUGUUGGGGAGUAAACAUGGAAUACAGACUCAAAGUUCAGAAGAAAGCGAGGAUAGCAUACACACUGGUCCAAUUGAUGACUACUGCUGGAAUGAUAAUUUGGAUCAGAAUUCACACUCCAGUUAUAGCUUUUCCCACCUCUCAUACCCUACCGAGUAUAGAGAGCCAGUGAAUGACUCAAGGAGCUCCCCACACUUGACCAGGAAGCUGUCGAUCUUGAUCGAGGAGGACGACACGACUUCUGAGGCUGAGGUCCCAAGAUCACCUCUACAUGCUCCAUGUGGCUUGACCAACGGUCAACUCAGGGACAGUCCACAAAAGAGACACAAGCGAGUGGACCCGACACAAGGCAAUAAAAGGGUGAAAACAAAACGGGUAUGUGUGUCAGAAGGAGGGCUGUGUGGGAGUCCAACCAAGGUCCAUCCAACCGUAGCCAUAGUGCACCACAACAGUCCAUCUCAGGGAAGCUCCAGUAAUCAGCGACUCAAACUUUCACUAGUCUCUCCAGAGAGGGAAGUCUGCUGGCAGGAUAAGGAGAAAGCAAGGGAAAGGACAGAUCCACUGGAGGAUUGCAGGCAAGACCUGCCUCACAGUACCGUUGAGCCUCUUCAGAAGGCCACACCCACCCAGAGCCUGACCCACAGGACACCGCCCCAGUACCUACACAGGGGAGUAUCACCACAACGGAACAGCCCUGGAAAUGGAGGGGUGACAGAGGAAGACGAACAUGACUUGUCAAUUACCUCAGCUUUGGCCCUCCAUCUUGGAAAGUUGUCAUUGGCAGACAGCAUGAGCUCCAACGAGUCCACAAAACCAAGCCGACCUCCACAGCUACUACAGUCUAGUGGUAAAGUCCCCACCUCCAGCCAGUCUGUGAAUCGAAAGGACUCCCCAUCAAAGAUAGACAGGCCAGGUGACCACCAAAUGACCAUGCCAGUUAUUAAUGCUGACCAUACCCAGGUCAAAACUGACCACAAGACCGUGGCGUCUCCCGCCAAAACUGAUCCAAAUCCUUCCACGACCAAAGAAAGCCCAGUUGUUGCACAGACCAACACUGAUCAAUCGAUGAAGGACCAGAAUUCUUCAGACUCACAAACUCUUGCCAAGAGCUGCAAGCUAGCAAAGAUACGACAAGAUCACCUGAAUAAGAAGCGGGAGCAGAUGAAACAUGUGAAGAUGCCGGAACUGAUGGAGACACAGGAAGUCGGCAGCCUUAACGGAACAACGAGACCGGAGACCAAUGGAGGGGUGGUCCAACCUCCGCCAGCCUCAAACCAGCCAGCCUUCCCUAGCAUACCCAACUCAUUCCUAAAAACACUCAAGCUCAACUCUGACACCGUCAAUGGAGACGACGAUGGGUCCGAGCAAGCCAGUGAACUGGAAAUUGAGAAAAAAUUCACAAGUCUGUCCUUAGCUUUCAAGACUGACAAGUUAACCUUGGAAAAGCGCCUGGAAAUCCAGGAAAGGUCACGAGACAUUGCGGAGCAGAACGUGGACACAGAACUAAAAGGACUCAAAGACAACCUAGAGACCCUUAACCAGUUAUGCACAGACACACAGGUCCGCGAUGUCCUCCGGAAAAUACAGACACACCUAGAUAUCCUCGAACAAGCCGCAGCUCGGGUGUCCAGUCGAGCAGAGGUGUACGGGGCAGUACAACAGGAGAAGAGGAUGAGCAAAGCAAUAGAAAUAAUGAUUACACAUGUAGAUACAAUACGUAUGGUGCAUGAACGGGUCAACUCAGAACUGGAAGAGGCUAGAAAAUUGUUACAAGACAGUCGUCCUUUCGGAAGUGCUGGUUUAGAGAUAGGUGAUUUUCCACACAUGAGUAAACGAUCUUUGUCCCUCUCACAGCAAGGCCAAGGGUUCCAGUCACGGAUGAAGGGACGUCGUGUCAGUGAGGUGGCCAUACCCCGAGCACUGGGAGGAACAGGUGUACCAUCCUUCACCCACUCAACAUCCAUGGAUGCUUCUACUAUGUCAUUGGAAUGCAAGCAACCAACUUGGCCAAGGAAAGACUCGCCAGACACAGAGGAUCCCAAAUCCCGAUUCCAGUGUGCUGUGGCUUCCAUGGCCAUGAAGAACGCAGUGACUGACACCUUCCGGCGAAGCUCUCUCACCCUAGGAAAACAAGCCUCCGUCAGUGGCACGCCUCCAAAGUCGAGAGAGAACUCAACUGAGAGCAAAGAGGUUCCAGACAAACAACCAACUAAACAGAAUUCUAAAGAAGAGGAAGCAUUUCAAAAGGGGUUCCAGCAGGGCUAUAAGGCACAGAUGGGCCGUGAGCUGUCGUCUCUGAGGGAACACCAGAACUCCAUCAACCAGAAUCUGGAGGAACUGAUGGACACUUACGACAGUCCACCCGAGGAGGAGGAAAGGACAUUCAAGGAGGUUGUUAUGGAGAAAAUAUGGGACAUGGUCCCAGAGUGGGAGAUCGCAGGCAAGAGGCUGAGGAUGACGCUAGCAGGGCUUGUGUUCUUCAUGGCCUUGUGUAGCAUUAUCAUGUCCUUCCUACCCCUAGGCCAGGCCAUUCAGGUGUUCACGGAUUAUCGACACAUGGACCACCCACCUCUCUGAUGACUGCCCCUGUCCUAUAGUAGCAACAUCUCAUCUUGUUUGUUAUGUUUUCGUAUUUAUACAAGUGGUUAGAUUUGCUGUCUCUCAUGAGAAGCUAUUUUUAUUACGUGUUAAUGUUUUUCAACCAUUUAUGAUUGCGUUACAAGUGUUGUCAUUUUAAAUUUAGAUUAUACGAGAAAGCAUCUUUGUGUGACAAUAUGGCUUUACCUGUGAAUCAUUCAUCUUCAUGAAGACAAAUUGGAAUGACUUAAUUGUGGAUUUAUUUUUAUUCAUGUGAUUUGCAGUGGAUUUGUAUUGAAAUAUCUCUGGAGUUGUUGAUUGACACGCAUAAUCCACUGCUGGUAAAUUUAAUGUGCAAGGUGAAUAUAAUUGCUGAGAAUGUGUCUGCGAGAAUGUGGCUUGAUAGAACUUCAGAAUGUGAUAGAAAGUUGAUUGAGACAUCCAGGUUUUGCCUGUAACGAGAUUGAAAAGUAUUGUCCUUUGUUUCAACUUCUGGGUAAUAGGUCACUUGGACACUAGAAUUUAGUCUCUGCCUCGAAGAGAUUGAUCUAACAUAACGGCAUGUUACAAAAACAAACAAAAAUGUUUAAAACUUUUCAAGUUCUUCUUGGUUUUCUGGGACAAAUAUUAAUUUUUACCUCCCUUUGUCCAGAUCACAACCAAAGUAAACCUCUUUUGAUUUUGUUUGGGCAUUAAACAAUACAGAAAUGUUAUGCGACAACUAUAUACCUGAAGAUUUCAGGCUUCGAUUCAUUUUUAAUUGAAAAAUUAUGUUUCACAGAUGAAAUAAAAUCAGGAUCUGAUAUCAAGUUAAUUAAUGCUGACAUCUAGUAGUAGGUAAAUAAUUUUGGUGAUUAAUUAAAAAAUUUUCAUGAUUAUGAUUUUUUUUAAUACAGUAAUUCAUUAUGAAUUGAAAUACCAUAAUAUCAUCCAUAAGUUAUCUUUACCUCUUGUCGUUCAUGAAUUCUUUUCAAGUGCAAUCACUAACAGAGAAAUACUAAAGAAAAAGAAAAAUUUAUGAAAAUAAAAAAUCGUAUAGAAAUGUAAGAUGUAAGUUCAAUGUGUUCUGGCAAGUAUUUCUACCAUAUAAUCGUCAUUAAUGUCGUAACCAUGUAGUGAACUUAACAUAUAUUUCAUGUAAUCAUUCAUAUUUUCCAAUUCAUUUCAACAUAUCUAUCAAUAAAAGUGAUAAAUGGAUGAAAGGUGUUAAUCCUUUACUUGUCCUUUUUACUCCAAUUGAUAUUUGAUUCUACAUAUCAUGUCAAGUUCUUGGCUACUUUAAUUAAAUUUGGUUAACAAGCCCGAGAAGACCUUUUAUGAUUCACAUGUCAAAAAUGUUUUUUUCAUAAUCAAUACUGUGAUAUUUUUAUCAGAAAUAUAUUAAUUCAUGUAUACAUUUAUUUAAUAAUUGUGUGUUCUUAAUUGAUGAUCAAUUUUUAUGUACAAUUUUUGUCACGUGAUUGUCAUGUGACAGUGCUGUGAUUGAUGGGUGUGAGGCGGUGCAGAAAGUAAACCAGUUAGGUGAUUUACUGGCGAGACUGAAAAUUCCUAUAGAUAUAUAUGCAAUAGCUUUUGACAUUUAAUUAUUUAGUUACUGCGUGCAAUAAUUAAUGUCCUGGUGUCUUAUAAAUAGACUGAUAAGUGUGGUCAUGUGCUAUAAAAUUUAGAAAAAUACUGUUGUACAAUGAAAUCAUUUAUAACGAAACAAUUGUAUUAUCUUACCAAAUAACUUCCCUUUACCAAAAUAGUACAAUGUACCAGUAAUCGAAAUUGAACUUGGCAGUAUUUUUUUUACCUAGUGUGUCCAUUUUGAUGCAUUUAUUUCGUUUCUACAUAUCCAGCCAUUUAAAAAUUAUCAGAAAAUGUAAGUGGAAUAUUUUACAUGUGUUGAUGUAUUGAAUAGAGACAGACCUGAUGUUGCUGACUCAAAGCUUUGCUAGGGCUUUCAAGGCAUAUGUUAACAUUAAAAGGCUCACCAGGCUUUUUCUUUAAGCAGUCAUUCUGUAAACAAAGUCAAGGGAGGUAAUCUGGUUAUUAUUAACAAGAAUCUCGCAUUUAUUCAAUGGUCUGUUUAAGCUAAGAAGUCUGAAACGUGAGAAUUUUACACAUUUCUGUAAUAUAAUAAAGAUACAUUUUAUGCAGUGAAACCUCAAAAGUCUUUUUCAUGAAAGUCUGCAAUAACACAAUUUUCUGUUUUUAGUAAAACACAACUAUAUUUUAUGUAAUGCCGCAGAGUAAUCAGUUAUUAUUUGAGACAAUAAAAUUUGUUUUCAAUUA